AUGGCUGACCUCACUGAAAAAAGUCAUAAAAAGCGCAAAUUGACAGACGUCCCCGAAAUUGAAAUCGAUGUUUCGGCUCCUGAACCUCCGUCGAAGAAGGCUCUGCGCAAAGCCAAAAAGAAGUCCGGCGACUCGACCACAGAGACUGCCACUCAAGAGUCGACAACAGUCCCCGCGAAGGAGGCGAAGGAGCAAGAUGCGUCAAAGAAACGCUCAGAGUAUGGCAUUUGGAUCGGGAACCUGCCAUUCACGGUGACCAAAGAUGACCUGCGCAAGUUCAUUACGAGCAACUGCACCUUUGCAGAUACGACCAUCACCCGCAUACACAUGCCCAAGGGCCCCGAAAAAUUCGGCAAACCUCAGAACAAAGGGUUUGCUUAUAUCGAUCUUGCCACCGAGAAGGCUGUGCAGGAGGCAUUGGGAGCCAGCGAGCAACUCCUCUCUGGUCGCCGCGUCCUGAUCAAGGAUGCGAAGAAUUUCUCUGGCCGACCUGAGAAGUCUAAGGAGGAAGGGCAGAACGAUUCCGCGGCAGCGUCCGGCAAGCCUCCCUCAAAACGAAUCUUCGUCGGCAACCUCGAUUUCGAUGCGACAAGGGAAUUACUCGAGGAAAACUUUUCGCAAUGUGGCCCGGUAGCGAUGGUACAUGUGGCCACAUUUCAGGAUACUGGAAAAUGCAAGGGUUAUGCGUGGGUGACGUUUGAGGAUCUCGCAUCAGCCGAAGCAGCGGUCAAGGGUUUCGUCAUGGUCGGCGAGGAUGAUGAAGAUGACGAGGACAUUGAAGAGGAAGAUUCUAAAAAGAGCAAGAAGUCGAAGAAGCCAAGGAAGAGGAGGGUAUGGGUGAACCAGCUGCUCGGUCGACGAAUGCGCAUGGAGUUUGCCGAGGAUCCCACAACGCGGUACAAGAAGCGGUACGGGAAGGAUGGAGAAGGCAAAAAGAGGACAACCUCGGAUAUCACUGAGGUUGAAGAUGGUACCUUUGAUCAGGGUGCAAGUGAAGAAAAGCCCCAGCGGCCACGGUUUGAGAAGCCGAAGCGAAGCAAGCCGGAUUACACGAGAUACGACCAGGAUACCGUGCAGAAGCUCAGCGGUGCCAUUGUCGAGUCCCAAGGAAAGAAGACCACAUUUGAUUGA
Aspergillus clavatus NRRL 1 is the source of this 1131-nucleotide messenger RNA. RefSeq names its product putative RNA binding protein Rnp24. Bases 1 to 1131 code for a protein of 376 amino acids. Lineage: Eukaryota; Fungi; Ascomycota; Eurotiomycetes; Eurotiales; Aspergillaceae. The record is from RefSeq and is a predicted model, not a curated record. Gene Ontology annotation, molecular function: RNA binding. The transcript has a single exon.